Molecule: messenger RNA, 2877 nt
Organism: Raphanus sativus (radish)
Lineage: Eukaryota; Viridiplantae; Streptophyta; Magnoliopsida; Brassicales; Brassicaceae
Exons: 1
Coding region: 1567-2775 (402 amino acids)
Molecular function (GO): protein binding
Source: RefSeq, a predicted model, not a curated record
GGCUUGGAAAUGAUUAAAAGAGAACAGCUAUUAACUAAGUGAAAUGCUCUUUUGUAAGAGUCUUGACUCAAGACUCUUACAUUUACUCAUCAAAUUGCAAUAAUGUCCAAAGCUAUAUGUUUAUUAGUAUUAAAUAAACUUCAAGCAAAUAAAAAUGUUUAGUUAGUCUAAGAGUCAAGAUUCUUAAUCUUCAAGAAUUAGUCUAAUGUUUAAUUGGAUUCUUAUCUUCUACCGAACAAAAAUAAUCAAUCAUUUUAUAGAAGUGGAUUAUAUAUGCUAAAUUACAAAACUAUUAAAAACUUUCUUUAAAAAUUGACAUCACUCAGACAGGGAAAUGUCAUUUUUUUAUUGGAUGAAGUUGACAAAUUUUUGUUUUCUAUUGUUUGCUUCACUCUUUGUUACUAAUAAAGAUACUUGGCAAGAGCUAAACUGUUACAAAUAAGAAAACAAGAAGAAUGGUCGACAAGAAAAAAAAAAGAAGAAUGAUAAACAAGUUAAAACAAGAUUGACCUCGACCAUCAUAUCCACCGUCCAUUCACUCGUAAUCACAAACUUUUUUUAAAGUUCGAUUAAGAUGUAGCCAUCUUUUGACCUAUCGUUGCUUGUAAAGCCAACUAACACUCAAAUCAUUAUAGACGAUGAUCUUAAACCAACCCCAUUUAAGAUAUUCUGUGCUCUUUUGCAUCUACAUUUCAGCAUAGUAAUAUACAAUACAUAUUCAUAACAUAUAUCCUCAGUCGCUACUUAGACGUCUGUGACUGAGAUGCAUGGACCUAAUGCCCCAAACAUCAUUGAUUUUUGCUCUUUUUUUUGUAAUCUUGGAGUAUACAAAACAUGAUUGUGCCACUGCCAUAUCAAUAUGAUCUUUGAUGUGUCCGUCUAGGUCUAGUCGGUAGUCCCACAUUAUUUUUGUAGAUAAUAUCCUGAGGGCUAUUCUUCCCGUGGUGGGUUGUUUGGUUGUUCCUUGCUUUCUUGGGGAGCGUCGUAUUGUCAACUCGAUGUAAUUAUGAAUAUUUCAGUGGUUUGACGAACUAUGAUAACAUUAAUUAGAUAACGUUGUUAAGCAAAAAGUUUUGUUGUAGUCUUGUAGAUAGCAGCACUCUCGAAAGUGUUAAUGGAUUAAAAAGUUAAAAUGUGCUCCAAUACGUAAUUAUUAUAGUAUAUAUUAUCUUAAUCUGAUACUUGUACUGGGUCGAUCAAGUAAUAUAAAGCUGUAGUAGCUCAUGCUGCUUGACUCAUGCUCAUAUCAGCAUGUGGUUUUGAUAUUUCCUUAAAACUCAAGUUAAAAAAAUGGUCAAAACUUUAUCCCAUGAUCCAAUUAACUCUGUUUUGACCUAGUAAGUGACCUUUAAAAUAUUUUAUAUUUCCACCAAAAUAUAUAUUUAUAAAUAUAUUGUAUAGUACCCUAGAUUUUUAUAUUGGUAAUGAUCAAAUAUAACAGUGAAACAAGACUCGUUUUUUUUUUUUGGUAAAAGAAACAAGACUCGUUGUUCUAUAUAUAACCUACAACACUGAACUUGAUCCUUUCAAAUCAAACACUGCCCCCAAAAAAUUAUUUACAAAAUAAUGGAGAAAAGCCAAAGAUUUAACAAAGACACAAACACCAACAUAGGCUUCUGCCUUCUUCCCUCUGAGCUCAUACAAAACAUUUUAUUCCAUCUUUGUAUACCUGAGAUCAUCCGAAUGAAACUACUCAACAAGUUUGUCUUAAACACAAUCUCCGACCAAAGCUUUAUCAGACAACUCAACCAUGGAUCACAGAGAGACACAUGGAUCUUUGUCUAUACAAGGCGUUGGCGUCGCGACAACGGUGUGCUUCACGGAUUUUCCAACCGUUCUGUACGGUGGUUCAAGAUUCCGGUGGCUGAAAUUUUGACCGGUGAGGUUUUUCCCGGUGAAGAUUUAUAUUUACUAACGGCUAGCGGUAAUUUUCUUCUCUUUGCUUCUAAUACUCAUAGUGGAAUCAUAGCCGUUGAUCUCGUGGACAAGAGUGUUAGAAGAAUCAGCUCAUGUCCUUUAGGUCCACGUGGCACGUCCUCGUGGAGACGGUCCGGUAUGAAGCUUGUACCUGAUCCAUCAAAUCCAAGUCAUUUCCGGUUUAUGUUUGCUGAGAUGGUAAAUAACCGGCCGGUUCUGUUUACGUAUCAUUCUAACACAACCACGUGGACUACUAAAGAAGCAGAGGAAGUAAAUAACUGGGGUUAUAAGAAAAACAAUAAUGUUUUCUUAAGCUUAUCAAACCGACCUCACGAGAGUAUUGUGAUGAGCGUGGACGAUGUUGAUGGGUCGAUGACAAACCGGGUUCCAGUGAUUUUGAGGCCAAGGAUGAACCAAGAGGCGAUAAGAGGAUGCCCAUCAAGUGUUGGAUUCAGCAGGAACGAUCUAGAGAGUCAGUUGUUACAUAUACAUGGAGAUGAAUACAAAGUGGUUAUUAGGUUAGACACAAUAGAGUUAUCAAAGAUGAAGCGGAUGAAGAGUCUAGAGGUUUGGGAGAUAAGCUCAAAUGGUGAGAAGUGGGAGUUAGUGUCAAGAGCUCCUAGCGAAGUGAUCAGCAACAAGCCUUGUGGUGUGAUGAUGGGAUGCUUAGAGAGGAGACUAGGGGUGAUUAGAGUGGCUUUGAUGACGAACCGUGAGGGUUUAUGGAAUAUUAUAUGGAUGGAUUAUGAUAAGGAGAAGGAUAAGUGGGAAUGGGUCCCAUUGCCACAUUGUAGAUUCUUGCAAGGCUCAAAUAUGGCCGGUAUUAGCUUUUCUUCUGGUCUCACUUUUUCUUUGUAACACACUUCAAAAGUUUAAUAUAUAUGUCGGUAUCAAUCACCCGACCAUACGCUUUUUUAUUAUAUGAUUGUUGGAAUUCAAUGAAUUUCACGAGCUGGGACA